UCUGCCGUUCUGCCUCUGCCAGUCAAUUUUUUCCAAUCAGAAAGAAAAGCAGUGCAGUCGCGUCGCCGAAGAUUAUUGUAAAAACAUAAGGUUUUCGAUGUUUCUGGUCUUUUUACUUCAGUAAAACAAACAAAAGUCGCUUCGGACUCGGUUUCGGGACCCAGAAAUUCGUCGCCCCAGAAGGCGCGUUUUCGCCAAGUAAACCCGACAAUUCGAAUAGGAUAUUUUCUUGUUUUUUUUCUGUUUUUCCACGGCAAAAAUUUCGUUUUUCCAAAUACCAAAACAACAACAACAAAAGUGCGUCCGCGUGCAAAAACGACGAGAAAACGAAAAGAAAAAAUUGUGGGCGAAUCAACAAGCAAAAGAGAAUGAGCGAUGAUGGGGAGAAGAGGCAAAAGCAGAGGCAGUUGUCGUAGUACUAGCACCAAAAAGAAACUGCGAAAUGUGAAGUGACAAAAAUAACAACAGCAACAACAAGUAACGAAGAGAAGCCCAAAAGCAAAGAAGGUAAAAAGCAAAGGCGAAAAGAGCGCAAAAUAUACGUCUACAAAAAGCAGCAGCAGCAGCAGCGGCAGCAACAACACAAAAAUUAACUUAAAAAAGUCGUGAAUUCAACGUACAGUAUAUAUAUACGAACACACCAACACACGCGCAGGGCGAGGAGGAGAGAGCGAGAGCGUGCGUUAUUUAUUUUAUAUUUUCGUUAAUCAUUUUUCGCAUUUCGUGGAGCAAGUUGGAAAAGCGACAAUACAAAAUACAGCAAGAGCAGCAGCAGGCAGUUUGCACCACUUGGAAGAGGUUCCGCCCUCCCCCAAUUCCAUAUGCAAAAUGUCUAGUCCCGACGAUAGAAUACCAAUACACGAUCUGCCACCAGAAGCCGGAAGCGAUGAGCGAUUGCUGCACAUAACGCCGGGCACUCUGACUCUGGACUUCAAGCCCCAUUCGGCGGUGGAUAUCGAUCAGCAGAUCAUGGAGCUCAAGAAGAGCCAGGAACUGCAGAAGCAGCGGCUUCUACUCACGUUUCAGGAGCAAUCGAAGAAGAUGGAACUGGAGCAUAAACUCCAACUGGAGCACAAGUAUCAAUUUGCGGUGAAUUCACAUGGCGCUUUCCAGGAAUUGCGAAACGAGAGCAUGGUGACAGCCGCCGCCGCGGCGGCCGAGGAGCAGCAUCGCCAGCAGCAACAUCAGCAGCAGCAACAGCAGCAGCAACACCAGCAGCAGCAGCAGCAGCAACACCAGCAGCAGCAGCAGCAACAGGGACGCGGCAGGGACGGCAUGAAACCCAAGCAGAUCUGCAGCGCCAAUGCCAGUCCCGAGGUCAAACAGAUUCUCAACUGCUUCAUCAUGAACAGAAAGUCGCAGGUGGCGCAAUCGAAUGGCACGACCACAUCGCCCUACAGGAAUCGCGGCGUGGUGAAGAGCUCCUCGGGCGAGUCCCUCCCAGCCGGAACCGUGACCAGUGCGCAUCCGUACAAAAUACCUCAGCCGCCCUCCUCGAUGCAGAAAUAUGAAUCUGAUUUCCCGCUGAGGAAGACAGCCUCCGAACCGAACCUGCUGAAGAUCCGGCUGAAGCAGAGCGUCAUCGAGCGCAAGGCCCGAAUCGGCGGACCGGCGGGAGCCCGGCGCCACGAGCGCCUCCUCCAGGCGGCGCAGCGCAGGCAGCAAAAGAACUCCGUUCUCACAAACUGCAACAGCACACCGGACUCGGGGCCCAACUCGCCGCCCUCGGCAGCCGCCUUGGCGGUGGGCGUGGUCGGGAGCCGCGGAUCGCCGACCAGUGCUCCCAUCCAGGAGGAGAACGAGGAGGGCAGCCAGUACCAGCCGGGCCAGCGGAGCAGCAUCAACGAUCUGCCCUUGUUCAGCUCGCCAUCGCUGCCCAACAUCUCGCUGGGGCGACCGCAUUUACCCAACUCGGCGCAGGCGCACGCCCAGGUGGCUGCCCAGGCCCAGGCGCAGGCUCAGGUGGCCCAGGCCCAGGCCCAUGCCAUGUUCGCUGCCCUGCACCAGCAUGUGGCCGCCGCCCAGGGCGGCUGCGGACAGCCGGCCUACUACAAUCCCCUGGGCAUGGCCUUCGUGGGCCGCCAGCCGGCGCCGCUGGCCAUGAUCCCGGCCACGGGGAUUGCGCCCCAGCAGCCGUCGCCGGUGGUGCGCAGCGCCUCGGCCACCUCGACGUCCUCGUCGCAGGCCUCGCUGGUGGGCGAUGUGGCGCCGCCGCAGGCCCACGCCGCCUCCACCAUUCUGCCCUCGUCCUCGUCCUACAUGCAACAGCUGGGCGGCGUGGCCGGUUCGGCGGUUAAUCUCCGUGCCGCCGCAGUGGCUGCAGCGGCAGCAGCAGCGGCCGCCGCCGGAUCACUGCCGCCGACCAAUAGCCACGGGCACGGUCACGCCACCCACGGCGCCCACGCCCAUGCCCAUGGACACGGGCAUGGCCAUGCCCUCUACGGCGGCCACCAGCACAAUGUGCCCAUCACGGAUGCCCAGGUGGCGCAGGUGCAUCUGCACAAGCAGGGCCACCGGACGCUGGGGCGGACGCAGUCGGCUCCACUGCCGCUGGGCCAUCCGAUGCUGACCGGCUCCGGCCAGCUGAAUGUGGUCCAGACGCACUACGAGAAUAGUGAGGCGGAGCGCCAGGCGUACGAGCACCAGGUGCUGAACCAGAAACUCCGUCAGACCGUCCUGACGCGCAGCGGAGCAGCUGCAGCCGCCGCCGCCGCUGCUGGCGUGAAUGUGGUGCGCGAGGCGCAGCUGAAGGAGGAGGAUGACGACUCGGCCGCCGAGGUGAUGGACCUUACCGACAAGAAGAAACCGCCGAAGACGGUGCUGACCAGCACAAUAGCCACCAGCACGUCCCAGAAUCUGCCCGAAGCUUUGGCCGCGGCGGUGGCAGCAGCCGCCUACCGUGCCCCGCCCUCCACGCCCUUGUCCAGCAACUCCGCCUCCGCCAGCAAUUCCGGCUUCAAGCUGCGUGACCAGGAGUAUCUGCAGCAGCAGCGGGAGCUCUUGCUGCUGCAGCAGGAGGAGGAACUGUCCAAGGGGCCAAUGACGCCGCUAUCGCGGACGCUUAGCAGUCCGCUGGUGCCGUUGGGUCCGCACGGCCUUAGCCAGAUUCCAGACACCGGGCAGCAUCCGGCGCCGAUAGCCACAUCCUCGUCGGCCGAUCAUAUACCGCCCGUGAACCUCUCGCUGCCGCAUCGCCAGCACCGCCAGCUGAUGAGCACCCUGUAUGCCAGCCAUUUGCGCAACCACCAGCAGCCACCGGCGAGUGGUUCGCCGCCGCACAAGGUCACCACCGGACUGGCCUACGAUCCGCUGAUGCUGAAGCACUCGUGCAUCUGCGGCGACAAUGCCCAGCACCCGGAGCACAGUGGUCGGCUCCAGAGCGUGUGGGCGCGUCUGAACGAGACCGAUCUGGUGAAGCGCUGCGAUCGCCUGCGCGCCCGCAAGGCAACCCAGGAGGAGCUGCAGACGGUGCACACGGAGGCGCACGCCAUGCUCUUCGGCUCGAAUCAGUGCCAGUUGAGCAGGCCCAAGUUGGAGAACACGUUGUCGGCCAGCUUUGUCCGCCUGUCGUGCGGCGGCUUGGGAGUGGACCUGGACACCACGUGGAACGAGCACCAUACGGCCACCGCUGCCCGGAUGGCCGCCGGAUGUGUGAUCGAUUUGGCGCUGAAGACGGCCAAGGGGGAUCUGCGGAAUGGCUUCGCCGUUGUCCGGCCGCCGGGCCAUCAUGCGGAGGCCAACCUGGCCAUGGGCUUCUGUUUCUUCAACUCGAUCGCCAUUGCGGCCAAGUUGCUCCGCCAGCGGAUGCCCGAGGUGCGGCGCAUCCUCAUCGUCGAUUGGGAUGUCCAUCACGGCAAUGGCACACAGCAAGCAUUCUACCAAAGUCCCGACAUUCUAUAUCUUUCCAUACAUCGACACGAUGACGGUAACUUCUUUCCCGGCACAGGCGGGCCCACAGAGUGCGGCUCCGGUGCUGGUCUCGGCUUCAACGUGAAUAUCUCAUGGUCUGGGGCACUCAAUCCGCCGCUGGGCGACGCCGAGUAUAUCGCUGCAUUCCGUACCGUUGUGAUGCCCAUCGCGCGGAGCUUCAACCCGGACAUUGUGCUGGUCUCCUCCGGCUUCGAUGCGGCCACCGGCCAUCCGGCUCCGCUGGGCGGCUACCAUGUCUCGCCGGCCUGCUUUGGCUUCAUGACCCGCGAGCUGCUCCAGCUGGCCAACGGCAAGGUGGUGCUGGCCCUCGAGGGCGGCUACGACCUGGCCGCCAUCUGUGAUUCCGCCCAGGAGUGCGUGCGGGCGCUGCUCGGCGAUCCCGCCGCCCCCAUAGCCAAGGCCGAGCUGGAGCGGCCGCCCUGCCAGAACGCCAUCAACACGCUCCAGAAGACGAUAGCCAUUCAGCAAACGCACUGGCCCUGCGUCAGGAUGCUGGAGCACACGGUGGGUCUGUCCGCGCUGGAAACGCUCAAGGUGGAACACGACGAGUCCGAGACGAUCAACGCCAUGGCCGGCCUCUCGAUGCAGUCGAUGCACAGAACCCUAUCCCGCGACGAUUCCGAGGAGCCGAUGGACCAGGAUGAAACCAAAUAGGAGGCAACGCUGGCGGAGCGUGGAGGCGGGGACACGGAGGCGGUGGGCGUGGCACCGGGGAAGGGCGGGAGGGCGUGGCCGCAAGCUGCUCAAUGCACAUUUAGUUAUUUGUUGUAGUUGAAUUGAUUGUUGUUGCUGUUGUUGUUGUGGCGCUCGCUUGCAAUUGUUGUCGUUGUCAUUGAUCGUCUAUAGCCACAUCCGUCUCUCUCACUCGAUCGACACUAUUAAAUCCCAGCCACCCGCAUCCCAAUGAAAACUGGAGAAACAUCGAAACUAAAGUAGGGAAAAGUGUCCAAAAGAAGCAGAACAGGGCCUGAAGUUCAAAAUGGUGGCUGUGCCUCCAAAAAGAAAUAAUUAUAAUGAUUAGAAGGAAGAGCCCCUGGGAAACUGGGGAAUUUUAUAUGAAUAUAUAGUGUAUAUGGUGAGAAUUUAGUUGUAGAAUUCCUUGAGGGAUUUUUUUUUGUUUUUUUUUUUAGGGUGGGAGGAGAAGAGGUAUUUUAACGCACACUGAAACACACGCAACUCAAUGUAUCUUAUUAUUAAUAUUAUUAUUAUUUAAGUAUGUGUGUUGAAGGAUAUAGAAGCACUAACCUAAUGGUAACCCAGUAAACUAUGUGAAGUAAAGUUAGGAGACGAUUAGGUGCAAGAAGCGUGUGUUUUUAGGUAAGGUUCAACCACAAAGUUCCCAAAAUACAAACCCCACCACGCCCACUCGUCCCGCCACCCCAGGUCGAGAUCGAGGGAGAGAGAGGAUUAGGUGUUACGUAGAAUGCUUUAGUCGAUAUAAGAUAUCGUGAGAAAACUUAACAGCUAACAAGUUGGAGGAAAAGCGAAAAACUGAGAAAUCUUUUGUACAAUUUAUAGUUUAGUGCAAGUUUCAAGUACAACAUACUAUUAUUUAAAGAAUUCUAUAUAUAUUUAAAUAUAUAUUGUGCAAUAAAUGUGAGAAAAUGAAAAUCGAGUGCAGAGCAAAAACAAACCACACAAAAGCAGAAACUAAAACGAAUAAGAGAAAUUGUUGUUAAAUGUUGCCGAGAUCUUAUAUACGUAUGUAUACCUAAUAACUGUUACGAUAAUAACCCUUUAUACAUAAAAAGAAUGUGUACACAUAAAGGCACACGUGUGUGUAACGAUAACGAUGUUCAACAAAUGUCUGAAAUGAAGUAAAACUAUUAUUAUAUGUAAAUAAAACACGAAACAAAGUGAACCAUUUUAAUAAAAAACCAAACAAAAACACUAAAUUCGAAGCACUCACGCUCACACACACACACAGUGGGUCCUGGAAGGGACCCGAGAGGCGUGAACCGGGAAAAUUCUGGAAUACCCGUCUACCGCUAACCGUUAACUGUAAAACCGCUGUAACUGUACUUGUACUCGUGUACCUUUAGCUGUCUAUAGCCGUCUCUCUCUAACUCGCUACCCAAUACUACGGGGGCACCUCAAAAGCAGGGCAAGGAGCAACAGACAAGGAUCGAAAGAUUGGAAGCUGGGGAGCAGGGAGAGAAGGAAGUGAAGAAUAAGCACAACGAGAGGUGGACCGAUUGGCUCCAACUGGAUGAAACAAUGUUAACAAAUCGAAAGAGAAACAGAAACUAAAAACUGAACUUAAAAUGAAGUCACAAAUGUAACUACUAAUCUAAGCGAAGGAGGAGAUGCCAUUGCCCUUUAUUUUUUCAUGUCUCUCCCGUCCUUUUCUCUUUUUACACAGAGAACAGAAUUCGAAAGAUGAUCUUUUUCGAAUAAAAACCCUGGAACUGGGGUUACUUUAACCAAAUGAACGACUUUGGAAACUAGUUUUGGCUUUUUGAAUAUUUUGUCAAACGCUAAAAUACUUUUGAUGUUGGUUGUUCUCUGUGUACAAACUUUUUGUUUACUUUUGGCUUUCUGUUUAAAAUUCGUGAAUAGCCCCGAGGGUUAUCUUAAAUUUCCAGACAUCACCUAUCCAUUUACCUCUCCUCCUGAUGGAACGUUUUUGAAAAAACCUUUAAACUGAUAACGAGAAACUCUAAAAAAAUUAUACUAACAAAUAUUGUUGUCGCGCACUGCAAAAAAAUAAAACAAAAAUUAAUUCCAUAAGCUGAAAAAUAGAAAAAAAUGGUUUUAGCAAAAUGAAAACAAAAUCAAAUAUUUAUAUUUUGUUUAUUGUUGCACAAAUAAGUCCAAGGAACAAAAAACAUGAAACAAUUAAGAGUAAUAUUGUGUGUCGCUUUUUCUAAACGAAAUAAAUCGAAGAAACCGUCAAGAGUA
This is a messenger RNA of Drosophila biarmipes, 6831 nucleotides long. It is a transcript of the gene HDAC4, whose product is annotated as histone deacetylase 4. Gene Ontology annotation, cellular component: histone deacetylase complex. The transcript has 14 exons. The record is from RefSeq and is a predicted model, not a curated record. Gene Ontology annotation, biological process: negative regulation of transcription by RNA polymerase II; chromatin organization. Lineage: Eukaryota; Metazoa; Arthropoda; Insecta; Diptera; Drosophilidae. The coding region runs from base 829 to 4584 and encodes 1251 amino acids. Gene Ontology annotation, molecular function: histone deacetylase activity.